AGCACAAAUUUAAAAAUUUAUAAAAUUGAUAAAAGUAAAUUAAACGAAAAAAGUUUAUAAAGCAAUGCAUAACAAUUCCAAAGCACGCCAGUCAAUUAAAGUCGAGAAGGAAAAUGAAAAUAUUAAGCUACGGAAAAAAAUAAAAAGCUUGACCACAGAUAAACAUUUGGGUAACAAGAGAGAAACAGUGUGGGAUCGUCUAAGUAAAGUCAAAAAAGCUCCCAGUAUGGAGAAUAUUUUAGGAGCAACGAGAUCACGUCCUAGUAUUACUUUUAAAACUUCACAACGUUUUCAAACUUUAAAGCAGUUCCCGUUCAAUCAGUCAAUACAAGUGACACGAAAUCCAUUAUUACCAACUACUAGUUCCAAUAACAAGCUAUCGAAUGUGACUAAAAAAAGCAGUCUAAAGCCAAGUGUUGCCUCUGAAACUGAAAAGCGAGCGUUUUUACAUAUCGAUCCUAUUAAAGAGAUAAUGACUGCUCGCAGUUUGAAUCGUGAUGAAUCGAAAUCUUUAUUAAACAGUAAAUUAGAUUCCUUGGAGGCUUCGAAUGAAGAAUAUGAAUUGGCUCCAUUAUUGAACUCUGAGUACAACUCUACGAGCAGUAUAGUAAUAUUGAACAAUGUUCGUGAAUUUUUGCAACAACAGCAAAAAUUUAUGACCUUGAAUGAUAUUGAACUCGUUAAAGAUGUUGUUAAGUCCGAUAGCAGAUAUAGAGAAGUGGACCAAAAUCCCAAACUCUUUAAAGAAAUUCUAAAAAAUCAGUUACAAAAGACAUUAAAACACGAAUUUGCUAUUAAAAAUGUUUUAGACUGUUUAGAAUCUUCGGGUUUAGAGCAAAAUCUUCAAAUCGAAACAACCAAAUCCAUAAACAAAAUUGUGAGUUUCUCGGGCAACAGUACAGAAUCCCAAAAAUUCGAAGUCGAUAUUAUAUUUAAAAAUGUUCCAUCUUUAGAUAAAGAAAUUGAAAUUCUUAGAGCUCUCGGUGAAAAAUUAGAAGCUACUCUAAAAAGUUCAACAUCUCUUAGAAAAAAUCAUGAAGAUAUAGGGACACAUAGGUCAAUCUUUACACCGCCAUUUACGAAAGAUAGUAAUCAACAUGUAAUGUCUAAAUUAAGAUGCGAAUUGUACGUUUUAACUGGUGAAUAUAAUGCGGAGGUCGUAGUUCAUCAAAUUGGUAUUCGACUUCAUAUGGGAAUUAUAAAUGAAUUCUAUGUGGCUAAUAAAACCAUCGUUGAGCUUAAAGAGGAAUCUAAUCGCCCGUUCUAUGUAUCAAGUAAUUCGAAAAGCCUUCUACUGAAAAGAACAUCUUUUAAAGAACUUAAGGAAACCCCAAGCGAAUUACUGCGUUAUCUAAAGCCCAAGAAUUCCAAAAUUGCAUUUAACAUACUAGAACAAGAUCCAAUAUUUUUUAACAAUUUAUUUAAUAAGUCUGUAAAGCUUUGGAGCGUUCCUUAUGAUUUGUCUAAAAACUUCUCAUAUACCGAGAAAGACCAGCACAUGGCAAUGAAACAUUCCCUUUGUGAGGGUGGUGACAGUGCACUUUGGGAUCAAAUUAACGACGAAUCACAUAAACAUUUUACGAAAGCGUUAAUUGUUAAGGACUCUUUUUACAAGACAUUACGUGAUACCAAUACAACUACAAGUACUUUUGAGCCACCCAUUAGGGGCAAGCAACGCAGGCGCAUAAGACGUUAUUUAACCCCAAUGCCAACUGGUACCUGUUUUAAUCCAAAAAAUACAUUGUUCAAGACAGUUUUAGUGGGAAUUGUACAAAUGUCGGUAUUCAUAAUAUUCAUAAUGGCCUUAACAUAUCCGGAUGCCAGGUGUUAGCAUGUUUCGACUAUUUUCUUUUACAUAAAUUUAUUAAAAAGAAAUUACAGAAGUUCAUUUUUUCAGACAUAAUUCGUAAAAUAUUAAAUUCAGUAAUAUCUUUUCCUUUUAAAUAAAUGUAAACUGGUGUUUAAUAAAUACAUAAAAUUAUUAGUAUUGUAUAA
This is a messenger RNA of Lucilia cuprina (Australian sheep blowfly), 1995 nucleotides long. RefSeq lists its product as uncharacterized. The coding region runs from base 65 to 1831 and encodes 588 amino acids. NCBI's taxonomy places the organism in Eukaryota, Metazoa, Arthropoda, Insecta, Diptera, Calliphoridae. The record is from RefSeq and is a predicted model, not a curated record. The transcript has 2 exons.